This is a messenger RNA of Trichoderma atroviride IMI 206040, 1020 nucleotides long. RefSeq lists its product as uncharacterized. Gene Ontology annotation, biological process: mycotoxin biosynthetic process. Lineage: Eukaryota; Fungi; Ascomycota; Sordariomycetes; Hypocreales; Hypocreaceae. The record is from RefSeq and is a predicted model, not a curated record.
GUGUGCCUUGAUUUGAGAAGCUUUCUCAGCUUGGAAUUACCCAAUACCAGUACACAUCGCUUCGCCAUUGCAACGACACAGCACAAGAUGCCGAAGCCACAGAUGAAUCAGUUCUGGAUAUGGACCCUAAGCUCUGUGGCAGUCCUGGCCCUCUUGAUCAUAACAUUGCCUGUACUGCAGUCUCUGUUGACGGGCUUGCCCACCAACUUGGCGAAACCUCUCGGCGGGGGCGGGCACCAAGACGCACAGCGCACCAUUUACAGCCCAAGUGAUGAUGCUUUACGUGGUUCCAGCGCUUCUAGAGGAAACUCAAAUUUCCUCUUUGAGUUUCUCGAACGUCCUGAUAUCGAGUCGCUUGACAGCGCCGUUGACGGAGCAUGGAGCCAGGCGAUGAACACUCCUCUUGGUGGCUUCCUCCUGGUUCGACACAACGAGACGUAUAGCCAAGGUUGGGGCGUGAGCAUGUUCCACAGCAUCCAUUGCUUGGGAAUACUGCGUUCUACAAUGCAAAACUACUUUGGCCUUGCCCCGGAGAAUGGUGGCCAUGCAGCGCAUGCGCAUGGCCAGCGAGAUAGUGCACUUUUGCACGUAGAUGAGAGAAAGCAUGUCGAGCACUGCUUGGGAUAUAUCGGUCGAGCCCUGCUAUGCAAUGGCGACGACACCUUGGAGCCACCAUUUACAAAAUAUGAUGCUGCGGGCAACAUACUCCUAAGUGGUGUUAAUGGGCAGGGACACCAGCAUUCUUGUCGUGACUCGACGCUGGCUUGGAAGACUGUGCUUGCGGCGGAGGAGAAUCCUGUCGAAUCCUUCGACUGGUCUCCGGGAGCUACAAUUCGGAGUGUAUUCGGGAGAAGAUAGACGAAUGAAUCGCUUACGAGGUAACAGUAAAGAGGCGCUCUUAACAAUACUGGCAUUUUAGAAACGUGUACAAUAAAUUCUCUACAGAUGCAAGCUGUAGGCAUCAAUAUUCACAAAUAUAUACAAUAACAGCGUAUCUAAUCUUUAUUUCACUCCAAGCAA